AUUGGGAAGACUGCUGACCUGACUGCUGUCCAGAAGGCCAUCAUUGACACCCUCAAGCGAGAGGUUCUGCCAGUAAAGACUGCAUUUCCUAAGAACUGCCCAACUGGAUGGACCUUCUAUUCUGGUCGCUGCUACUUGUACAAUGCCGCCAGACUGGAUUGGGCUUCUGCAGAGAAAUUCUGUCAGAAAUUUGAUGCACACUUGGUCUCAAUACACAGUCAGAAUGAAUAUCAGCGGAUAAAGGCUCUUAUUCAUACUCAUGACCCCACGGCGUAUCCAACAUACAUCGGCCUCAGUGGCUGUCAGAAGCCUAAGCAAUUUUUUUGGUCUGAUGGCACCAAAUUGACUUUCACCAAGUGGAAUCCAAGAGAACCAAAUAAUGCUAAAAACAGAGAGCGCUGUGUGCAUAUGAACUGGUCUUCCUACAAAAACUGGAAUGAUAUUCCAUGUGACAACACCUAUCCCUCUGUGUGUGCCAAGAAAAGUGUCUGAAACACUUUCUAUUGCAUCUCACCAAAUAUAAUACAAUAUUUUUCAUUUUUUCAUACAAUAUUAUAUCAUUAAAUAUGAAUAUA
This is a messenger RNA of Tachysurus fulvidraco (yellow catfish), 575 nucleotides long. Its product is annotated as lactose-binding lectin l-2-like. NCBI's taxonomy places the organism in Eukaryota, Metazoa, Chordata, Actinopteri, Siluriformes, Bagridae. Gene Ontology annotation, molecular function: signaling receptor activity. The annotation marks the transcript as partial. The transcript is spliced from 5 exons. The record is from RefSeq and is a predicted model, not a curated record.